Molecule: messenger RNA, 1508 nt
Organism: Cydia strobilella
Lineage: Eukaryota; Metazoa; Arthropoda; Insecta; Lepidoptera; Tortricidae
Product: leucine-rich repeat neuronal protein 1-like
Exons: 9
Coding region: 67-1479 (470 amino acids)
Cellular component (GO): extracellular matrix
Molecular function (GO): protein binding
Source: RefSeq, a predicted model, not a curated record
AUCCUUAUCAGCAAGGACCAACGGUUUUCGUCAGUUGUCGGUUGUCGCCAACACGUUGGAUAAACCAUGAAGCUUAGUUUUAGUGUUUGGUGUUUGUUCUUAUUGUUUUGUUUAGUGAGGUCACAAGAGGCGCCCUCCGGUGUGAUUUGCACAACAUGCGCGUGCGCAGACAGCCGCGUCGACUGCGCCAAUAAGGAUAUCCGGGCAUCUUUCUCCGUGGAUGAGUGGAAAGCUCUAGAGACCUUCCGACCAACCGAGAUUGACCUCAGUAGAAACCGCAUAGCCACCCUCUCGAAGCUGCCAGCGCUCCCAGUGCAGAAUCUAACGGUGUCAAAGAGUGAGCUCGAGGUGAUAGAGUCUGGCUGUUUCAAGCAUCUGAGAGAUACUCUUGUUACUUUGGAUUUGAGUAACAAUAAGAUAACUACGUCAUCGUUGGAUAGGAGGAUUUUUAUGACUACAUUGGAAGGAGAUAAACUUCUCCAAUUCAAUAAACUAACAUUCCUGAGCCUGGCCAACAAUGACAUCCACUCGCUUCCCAAAGACCUGUUCUUCACCACAGGAGAGUUAACACACCUUGACCUCAGCGGGAACCCACUGGCCUACAUCGACACUAUUACGUUGGGCACUAUCAGUGAUGUAACUAAGUUAAGGAACCUCUCCCUCAGUUCCUGCGACCUUGAGACGCUUCCCGAGGGUAUAUUCCGACGGCUGCGGCGGCUGCAGGGUUUAGACCUCAGUGGAAACAGGUUCACCACCGUGCCUGCCACCAUUAAUGAGGCUUCGAACCUUCAGGUCUUGUUCUUGGACAAAAACCCAUUUGAGACUAUUAAUGACAAUACUCCCUUCAAAACGUUAAUAAAACUUCGAGAGCUCUACAUCCGGCGCUGCAGUAAGCUCAAAUCCAUCACCGCUGGUGCUCUCGGCGGCCUGGAGAGCCUCUCCAUCCUCCACAUCUCCUAUAACCCUCGAUUGAGCACUCUGGAACCCAAAUUUUUAGUGUGGGAAGAUGACGAUGAGGUGGAGAAACAACCAUUAAUCAAAGAGCUAUACCUCAACAACAACAACAUAACUGAAAUCAGCGCGUACUACCUCGACCGCUGGAACCUUCUGGCGAAAGGCGACUUCACCAACAACCCCUAUGACUGCGACUGCGACAGCCAGUGGAUGGUGGAUGUGCUUAUACCACUGCUGCAAGAUAUGGUUGGCUGCGGCGAGCAGAUGGCCUACAUGACAUGUAAAACGCCGGAGCCGUUCCGUGGGCUGACCUAUAAUCAGGUCUUAAAUUCGACAAGGCAUCUCAUCUGCAUGGAGAACCUCGAGCAGCCAGUGACUGAUUCCGCCAUCAUGCUGGGAAUUAUGAUAGGAGUGUUUGUCACAUUUCCGAUGGUAAUCUUAGUCGUGUUGCUUUGGAGGCGUGGAAUCUUUACUAAAUGCAGGAAGAAAGUCAUAGAGAUGGAAGAAGAAAAAGACAUGUUCUAGUUGUUUAAGAAUAAAUUGUAUUUUAAAUA